This is a messenger RNA of Brachypodium distachyon (stiff brome), 4338 nucleotides long. RefSeq lists its product as uncharacterized. NCBI's taxonomy places the organism in Eukaryota, Viridiplantae, Streptophyta, Magnoliopsida, Poales, Poaceae. The coding region runs from base 558 to 4028 and encodes 1156 amino acids. The transcript has 7 exons. The record is from RefSeq and is a predicted model, not a curated record. Gene Ontology annotation, biological process: cortical microtubule organization. Gene Ontology annotation, cellular component: cortical microtubule.
UCUCCAGUUCACCUCGCCCAGGCGCGGCAGUGCGGCACGCAGCCAAGCACGCAACAGCGCACGCUCCCUCUCUCCACUGCGGAGUGCGGAGUGCAGUGCUCGAGGCCCGCGCUCCCUACGCUUGCUUCUCGCCGCAGCAACGCAGUCACUCGCUGGCGGGGGGCGAAGCCCAGCACCACGCCUGGAGAGAGCGCAAGUCGCCGCGGAGCAGAAGCGGCGCGGCGGAGGAACCCUAGGAGACGAGACUCCCACGCGCGCCGCCGAGCAGCUCGGAUUCGGCCGGAUCUGCGCUCUCCUCGCCUUCCCCUGCGGCGCGGCGGCUGGGGGCUGGGUGCUGCCCUUGCCGACCGUCCGCGCAUUUUUGGCCCUGGGUUGGCGGUGGCCCGGCGGGUGUGUGGACCAAUUGGGCUCGAGAUUUGGCUUGUCCGCCGCACCGUGAGGGUGGAAUGCGGUAAUUGUGCUAAAUGGAUGAUGAUGUCAGUGUGAUAUCUUAGAAAGGAGGAGCAUAGGACCGUGUCCUUGGAGAGAUUACAAGUCUGCAUUGCAGCAUUACAAAGAUGCCAAUCUCACCUUCAAUGAGGAGAUCUCCAGCAAAGGAGAUUGCCCACAAGAGGGGCCAGAGUUUUGGGAGCAAACUGCCUGCUAAAUCAACGGAUGAUGAGCUCAUGUUGUUCAAUGAUAUGCAGAGAAGUGAGAGGGAGAACUUCUUACUGGAAUCAUCAGAUAUUUUCCAUGAGUCAUUCUCAAAGUUGAGCUAUUGUCCGGAUUUCAAGCUUGGUGUCAACAUUGCUGGACGAGUAGAAAGCCGUGAUCUACUUAAUGUGGACGGUGAUAAAACUGAUUAUGAUUGGUUGCUGACUCCUCCAGAGACACCACUUUUUCGUUCAUUGGAUAACGAGGAAGACCACCGCAUUGGUCUGGCUCCUAGAGGCAGGGCUCAGACUAAGCCGGUAUCAAUUUCAAGGUCAUCAACAAUGGAAAGUACUCAAAGAUCUAGAAGAAGCAGUGCAAGUCCAAAUAGGCUUAGCCCAUCACCACGCGCAAAUUGCGGUGCAGCAUUUGCAAGGACAAGGUCAUCAAAUUCACCUUCUCGAUGUAGCCCAUUACUUGCUCCACAACCAUCUGCAGCAUCACCAAGAUCUUUAACUCCUCCAGCUCGUAACACAUUAACACCUCCACGAAGGUCGCCGAGUCCUGUCUCGAGGAGGGUGAUUACCCCUUCAAGUGGCCUAACAUCGAAUGGAACUAGGGGAACCUCGCCUGUAAAAGAUAAUCGCAGGUCAUCUUUACCAAAACUUCAAAGUUGGCAGUUAAAUGAUCCUGGUUUCUCUUCCGAUGCACCUCCAAAUCUUCGCACGUCUCUGCCGGAUCGACCAUUAUCCCGUUCAAGGGGUGGAUCCCCUUCAUCUUUCAGUGGAUUGGACAUGGGUUCAAGAGGGAGCAGACGAUCAAUGUCUCCAACUCCAUCAAGAAGGGCCAGUUCAUCCCAUAGUAAUGAACGAGAUCGUUUCAGCUCAUGCAGCAAAGCUUCUGCAACAUCUUCUGGCGAUGAUGAUCUGGACUGUGUGCAAUCUGUUGCAGUUGGCUAUGCUGGUAGCUCAGCUGUAAAAAAUAGCCUGUCAGUGAUGACGACCAAAGCUAUAGCAUCAUCAAAGAAAGCAUCCAAGAGUUUCUCCCCUAAUUCCGCUCCAAAGCGAACCUUUGAUUCUGCUGUUUGGUUGAUGGAUCACCGCAAAGCUCCUCAAGAUAUGUUCAGGCCACUGUUAUCAAGCGUUCCCACCACCACUUUUGGUGCUGGAAAAGGAAGUAAUGUGCAUCGGCCAAUGCUCUCGCGCAAUUCCUCAGUCACAACCAGCAGUAACGUGCAUCAGCCAAUGCUCUCACGCGUUCCCACCACCUCUGAGCACGGAGCCACUUUUGGUCCUUUUAUGGAACCUGAUCAAGAACGGCAUUAUAUAUCUGGUGAAUUGGAAGCAACUGCUAGUUCUGGAAUUCAUGAAGACAUAUUUAUGUUUGAUAAAUUGGACGAGCAGAAUGAAGGGCCCAGUUGUCAGCAGCACAGUUUAUCAUCUAUUCCAAGUAGCCCAGAAGAAUCAUCAAUCACAGAACAAUAUGUAAAAAGCUGUAGAUGGGACCUUGAUAUGGAAAGAAGCAGAACAGCGAAUCAGAUUUCAAGUGAUGUUUUAGGUAGUACUGAGGCUGGCCAUGGUAAACUGGCUACAUGCGCUAGGUGUAGAAAGUUAUUCAAUGCGGUGAAUGUGGAUGUGGAUGGGUGUGAUUAUUGUGAAGAAUGUGCAUCAAGGGAUGGAACUUUUUCCACAAACCAUGAGACACACACUACAGAAACACCACAUCAGCAAGACUAUAAAGCUUGUAUUGCAGCCCCACAUUGUGCAGAAGAUAGCAGUGAGGCAUCUCUUGACCAUCAACCAGUGAUCAAUGAGCCUCCUGCUGAUUCUUCGCAACUGGUGGACACAACCGAGGAAACGUUGCUGGGGGAACGCUUGAAGAAUCUUGCAGAAAAUAAUAGGCCGCAUUUUAUUGAAGACUCUUCACUAGGACAUAACAAUGACAUUUCAUCGCAUCGAGUUAAUGUAGGUGGCUAUCAACCAGAAGAAUCAACACCUGUGGAGUAUGACCAUUUCAGGGACCAAAAUGGUAACCACAAUGAUGAAAUUUCCCGAUGUUUGCCAGAGAUAUGUUUCCAAGGUAGUGAGUUUAUGUCUGACAUAACAACCGGUGAUUGUCAUAAAUCAACUGGAUCGCCUAGCCAUAAGGUUAAUAAUGCCGAAGGAACAGGCAUAUCAGUAUUCCCACUGCAGAAGUCAAGCAGCAACAAAUGGCCUGUUGUGGAAGGAAGGCCCUUGGCUGCUACAAACAUUCUUUGUUCGGAACGUUAUUAUACGAGAGAUAAUGACAAUACGAUGAGGUAUAUCCUUGGACGUGAUAGUUCUUCGGCCACUUCUUCCAUUGAUGUAGGGUGUUCUAGGCAAUUAGACAUAAGCUUUGAGCGCCUUAAAAGUAAUCAGCAUGGUGAUGUUGAUAAGUCUCAAAUAGGCAGCAACGUGAGUCGUCAAAGCAUUGCUUCUGUAUCAGAUAUGUCAACCAGUGGUUCUUCAGUUUCAUUUUGCCCUCGGAGUGAUGUAAAUGUUGAUGCUUGUUGUCCAACAGAUAAUUCAGAAAAUGAUGUUUCAACUAUGAUUUCUAGAAGAGAAAAUGGAUCUUGUAAAGAUGCUCUGUCAAGUGCUAUAGAGUGCUGGUCUGUAGCACAAGCUAUUGCAAGCAACGAUAAUGAAGCUGUUGGAGAUGUAGUAAUUCGGAAUCAAGAAGCAGACAAGAUGGCUCAUGAUGAUGAUUUAUGUGCUAACAUGUCUGUAGACGCUGAUAGAAACUGCAUAAGAAGUCAAGAAGAAGAUGUUUCUGCUAUCACCAGCUAUCCAGUUGAGAUUCCUGAACAUCCUCAUGCAUGUGAGAGCAGUUGUGAUAGUCGUCAGGUGCAGUCUGAAGCAGUUUCGGCUUCCGAUGAGACAAACAUGUUUGAUGAUUGUUCUGUGUCUGCCAUCUCAGAUGAGGGUGUGCUGGUUUCUGCAACAGAGCCUAAAAUAGAGGAUCUUCCAAAUAAUGAAGGAUCAAGGAAACAAAUUCAGAGAAGUUUCACUUUAGAAGAGGCUACCGAUACAAUUCUCUUCUGUAGUUCCAUUGUUCAUGACCUGACAUAUAAGGCUGCAACAAUUGCAAUGGAGCAUGAGCAGGAAUCUGAACUUGCUGGUGCCCCUCGGCCAACAGUCAUGCAAAUAGGUAAAUCCAUUCGAAGGGAAGAUGGCUUGUUGAAGCUGCCUCACAGACAAACACCACAACCCAGGGUUCGAAAGAAAAAAAUAGAAAGUGAAACCAUCACAGAAAUAACGAAGACGGAAAUCAUUGCUAAAGAUCCUGUAGCUGUACAUUCUGCUUCUGAAGUUACAAAGGCAUCCGAUAGCAUGAAGCCUCCAAAGAUGGAAUCGAAGUGCAAUUGCACGAUUAUGUAACUUCUCCAGGAAAAUAUGACCAGGAGACUUCUGAUCUGAGUUGAAAUCCAUGUGUGGCGGUUUUAUUUCGCGAAAGUCAGUUCCGUGGUGUAAUUCUGGCUUCCCCUUUUUCCUCGAUGUUUGUUUCUGUGAAGUUUUGCUUGUCAUGUGGUGCAAUUUUAAUCUCCUCAAAGUUGUUACACUUCUAUUCUACACAAAAGAAAAGUGUGAAGUUUGGCUAAUACAAAUGUGCUGUUAGGAUCACAUGCAGCUGCUGUGUAGUGCUACUGUACGAUCCGGUUCCACGUGAAGAAACUGUAUUUUGGGCUCA